Messenger RNA from Panicum virgatum (switchgrass), 823 nucleotides. RefSeq lists its product as uncharacterized. The transcript has 2 exons. Bases 125 to 478 code for a protein of 117 amino acids. The record is from RefSeq and is a predicted model, not a curated record. Lineage: Eukaryota; Viridiplantae; Streptophyta; Magnoliopsida; Poales; Poaceae.
UGUGCAUAUAAUAAGCACCAAUCCGCAGCCGCCCACUACAAACCCCCCCGUGACGCGGAUUAGCUAAGAUUUCCGCUCAACGGUAAAGCAAAACACCAGGGGAAGGUAGCCACCCGCACGCCCCAUGAAGCUGUUCGCCUUCGUGAGGCGCGCGCGCCGGUCGCCGCCGUCGACUGCGCCGGCCGCGGCGCCCGAGGACGCCACGGCCGCUGCACCCGCGGAGAAGCGGCGGCGGCGGAAGCCGUCAUCGUCGUCAGGUUCGGCGUCGUGGAAGCCGACGCUGGGCGCCAUCUCCGAAGACGCCGCGCUGACUGCGGCGUCGGCGGCGACGAAGGCGCAGGCGAAGCCGGCCCUCGCGGCGAAGGCCAAGGCGAGGUCGCCCCGUCGCGCCACUCGGGCGGCGAGCUACGAUGAGUUCCGGAACUACGGGCCGCCGACGGUGCUGCCGGCGUUCACGCCGACGGCGUUCCUGUUCUGAGCUCCGGCGAGCCGGGGACCGUGCGACGGCGCGGGACUGGCCGACGGUGGAGGUAGCUCGUGUCUGCGUCUCCGUGUCGUCGUGGCUUGACGGCGGCUGCUCUGCUUUGUGCUCCCAACCUGACGCUCGCAAAGCUGGUGCCACUAGGGUUGUGCUUGUGCCUUUCGGUUCCUAGGAUGUGCAUACAACUCCGCUGUUUCAGAUUACUUCCCACUUGGGUUAUGCUUGUACGUGCCUUUCCGUUCCCCCGUUGCCUUUCGGGAUUCAUCUCGGUGUGCUCUAGCGAUCAGCAGCAAAAUCUGCUCGGUAGCCGUUUACUGAAAUCCACUGGACUGAGUGCCCCAA